AUGGCCAACUAUCUAGCUUCCAUCUUUGGUACGGAGCAGGACAAAGUCAAUUGUAGUUUCUACUACAAGAUUGGCGCAUGCCGUCACGGCGACCGUUGCUCUCGCAAGCAUGUCAAGCCCUCCUACUCCCAGACCAUUCUCCUCCCCAAUCUCUACCAGAACCCCCAGUAUGAUCCGAAGAACAAAAUGAAUCCUCAGCAGAUGCAGAUGCACUUCGAUGCAUUCUACGAGGAUAUCUGGUGUGAGCUCUGCAAGUACGGCCUCGUCGAAGAGCUCGUCGUGUGCGACAACAACAAUGACCAUCUCAUCGGCAAUGUCUACGUUCGCUUCAAGUACGAAGAGGACGCCCAGAAAGCUUGCGAUGCGUUGAACUCCCGCUGGUACGCCGGCCGCCCGAUCUACUGCGAGUUGUCUCCCGUCACCGAUUUCCGCGAGGCUUGCUGCCGUCUCAACAGCGGCGACGGCUGCGUCCGUGGUGGCUUCUGCAACUUCAUUCACCGCAAGGAGCCCACCCCAGAGCUGGAUCGCGAUUUGGAUAUGUCUACCAGGAAGUGGCUCCAGGAGCGUGGAAGGGACCCCAGGAGCAUGUCGAAGAGCCCGACGCCUCCAGCUGAUCGUGCCCGGUACUAA
Molecule: messenger RNA, 630 nt
Organism: Aaosphaeria arxii CBS 175.79
Lineage: Eukaryota; Fungi; Ascomycota; Dothideomycetes; Pleosporales
Product: RNA-binding domain-containing protein
Exons: 3
Coding region: 1-630 (209 amino acids)
Biological process (GO): mRNA splicing, via spliceosome
Cellular component (GO): spliceosomal complex; U2AF complex
Molecular function (GO): metal ion binding; pre-mRNA 3'-splice site binding
Source: RefSeq, a predicted model, not a curated record